UCAAAGUGAAUGCCUCUGCCCACCUUUGCUCAGUCACUCACCUUUUCACUCCUUCGCUCUGCGUCUGUUUCUCUCAACACAAACAUUCAGUUCAACCUUUCGCUUUUUCUUCUUCAGACUUCUCGUCUGUUGGUUUUUCUGCUUGUUCCUGUUCUGCUAAAAGACUGAAAGACGCCAAGAAAUUGACAUUGGCUGGUCAGCAUGCGUUGUGUGAGCUGGUUGUUGCUGGGGACCUGCCUCCUGGUCCUGGGCCCUGCGGUGCAGGGAGCCCCGAGCCAGUGCCCCUCGCUGUGCCACUGCCACGGUGACCUCCAGCACGUCAUCUGUGACAGCGUCGGGCUGAAGAAGAUCCCCCGGGUGUCGGAGGUCACCCGUUUGCUGAACCUGCAGAGGAACAACCUGGGCAGCAUACCCACGGGGGCCUUCAGCGAGAGCAAGGGACUCAUCUCUCUGCACAUGCAGCACUGUCAGCUCCGAGAGAUCGGAUCCCAGGCCUUCAAGGGGCUGAAGAAGCUCAUCUACCUCUACCUGUCCAACAACGAGAUCAACAGCAUCAAGCCCGGCGCCUUCGAGGACCUCACCGAGCUCACCUACCUCUACUUAGACGGGAACCAGAUCAGCGACCUGGCCAAGGGCAUCUUCUCCCCCAUGAUCAACCUCUUCAUCCUGCAGCUCAAUGACAACAAGCUCCGGGAGCUGCGGCCAGGGACCUUCGCGGGCGCUAAAGACUUGCGCUGGCUGCACAUGAGCGGGAACGAGCUGACGACCAUGCAGCCGGGCUCUCUGGACGAUGUGGAGAACCUCGCUAUACUUCACCUGGACAGUAACAAGAUGUCCACCUACCCCAGCGUGGCAAUGAGCAAACUGCGAGUGGUGGAGGAACUCACGCUGGGGAAGAACCCCAUGAGGACCAUCCCAGACAACGCCUUCCAGAGCUUUGGCCGCUACAUGGAGAAACUAAACCUGGACAGCAUGGGUCUGGAGAAGUUCUCUGAUGGUGCGUUUACUGGUGUGACGGCAGUCAAGUCACUGCACCUGGACAACAACAAGCUAAAGUCCCUUCCCAAAAGCCUCGAGUUCGGCACCAUCACCAACCUCACCCUCUCCAACAACCCAUGGAGCUGCACGUGCCAGCUAGCUCCACUGCGCAGGUGGAUGGACUCUAGCCGCAACCGUCCGGACGCAGUGUGCGCAUCUCCACCUCUGCAGAAAGGCAAACAAGUCAGAGACAGCACCGCCUUCAGUGGCUGCAGAGUCAAGGCGAAAAGACCUAGAAAGGGCACACGCAUUUGAACACGCAGCUGUACAGGAGACGCUGAGGAGGAGCCUGUCCAGGUGACCGGCUACUAAUGCAACAAAAGCAAUGCUAACUCGUUCUACUUCAAGACUGUCCAUCUAUUUCUCUGCCACAUGUUGUCACCAGUGUAAACAAACACAUGCAUAGAUACACACGUCGCUCUCUCACACACACAAACACACGGGGAGCUUUAUGGACCUUUCAUUUUCAUCCAUUUAUAUCCAAAGAUGAAGACUUAAGUAUGAAGUGGAAACCACCAAAACAAAGGAUGCAUUUGAAUAAGUGAAGCAUUAAAGCUGCAGUAGGUAACUUUUAUAUUUUAUUUUUUUGUCAUAUUUACUGAAACUUUCACUACAUCCUGACAGUAGUACAUGAGACAGGUAAUCUGUGAUCUGGUUCCUCUGGUGCCUCCUAGUGCUCCUAAUGGGAUUUACAAGAAUCCACAGGGCCCGAAUGAAAACAACCAAUCAGAGCCGAGAAAGCUAGUUAAUUGUUGAGUCUCAUUCCUUGUUUACACGACAGCAUUUUUUGCAUAAAACAGUAAACUUUUGUUGUGUUUUGGCCAUUUUGGUGACCUGAAAACGCCUUAUGGCCGCCAUUACUUAUUGCCAAAUACGGUGACAACACGGCUCCACUCCACACACGACUAUUACGUUUUCAACCUAAUAGAUACAUUUUGAUGCUUUGUAGUCAUUUGCAAUCUUCUCUUCCUGUUUAUACUCUGGCGCUGUAGAGGAAAGCGUUGUGUUGUAAAGUUAGACUGCCACCUACUGGCGUGGUAUCCAUACUACAACAUUUUCACUCAUUUUUGUGGAUGAGGAUCAUUUCCAGAAUGUGUUCAUAUAAUCACAGAAUAUUUUUAAAAACGCAAAAGGAAAAACGUUUCUAUUUUUAGCAAAACUGUUCAACAAUCAACUAUCUUUCUCGGCUCUGAUUGGUUGUUUUUGUUCGGACUCUGUGGAUUCUUACUGAUUUUUUUUUAACUGUUUAUCUGUCUCAUGUUCUGCUGUCAGGAUA
Morone saxatilis (striped sea-bass) is the source of this 2314-nucleotide messenger RNA. It is a transcript of the gene chad, whose product is annotated as chondroadherin. Gene Ontology annotation, molecular function: protein binding. Gene Ontology annotation, cellular component: extracellular matrix. Lineage: Eukaryota; Metazoa; Chordata; Actinopteri; Moronidae. The record is from RefSeq and is a predicted model, not a curated record. The transcript has 4 exons. Bases 202 to 1293 code for a protein of 363 amino acids.